This is a messenger RNA of Rodentolepis nana, 330 nucleotides long. The record is from the annotation of a GenBank genome assembly. Lineage: Eukaryota; Metazoa; Platyhelminthes; Cestoda; Cyclophyllidea; Hymenolepididae.
AAACGCAAGCCAAAAUGUUUCAUCCUCGAGCGCAACGGUAUCAAGGACUCAUUAAGCAUCGACCGGCUGAAACCGGCAUACCUGGAGUCUCCUAUACUGCAGUCGGCAGUUAGAAAUCAUUUCUUUGUUCCUACAACCCCAAUAACUGUAGACCCUCUACCACUCUCCUCUUCCCCACCACCGCAAUCUCCACCCGAAGAUACUCAGGACUCUUGUGUUUUCCCUCCUCACCCCCUUCAACAUGAACCCUAUUACACCCGCUACGACCGAAAGUUAUUUUCACCUCCUGAUUGGCCGACUAUGUACAUUCGGUUUCUACAAACGCUCUAG